This is a messenger RNA of Anopheles coustani, 2384 nucleotides long. It is a transcript of the gene Pdk1, whose product is annotated as 3-phosphoinositide-dependent protein kinase 1. NCBI's taxonomy places the organism in Eukaryota, Metazoa, Arthropoda, Insecta, Diptera, Culicidae. Gene Ontology annotation, biological process: intracellular signal transduction; peptidyl-serine phosphorylation. The record is from RefSeq and is a predicted model, not a curated record. The coding region runs from base 392 to 2074 and encodes 560 amino acids. The transcript has 3 exons. Gene Ontology annotation, molecular function: ATP binding; protein serine/threonine kinase activity.
UACUUUUCUUAAAUACUACUAGUACUAUAUCCGGAUCGCAUCGUAAAUAUUACCGAAAACUAAUCGAAUUAACUCAAAAAGGCACCCGAAGCAUAACUUCCCAAGCAGCACAUCCAUGUUGAGCUUUCUCGCUUGAUGACUCAGUGCGAAACGACUGGAUGCACAAAUCCUUUCAUAUCGUAUUUGAUACGUCGACUCUGCAAACAGUGCAAAUUGUACUGCAAGUGAAAAUAACGCCCUGCGGCCCAAUGUUCGCCGAUGCCCGAAAGUGGUAGAAGUCAGGCUUUCCCUGAUCUAAGUUAAUAAUUUUCUUUCUCCUUCCAUUCGCCACAACGAACCGCUGGCUAGCUCAACCAUCAUUUCCAUCGAGUCGUCAGAAAGGUCGGUGGCAAUGGAAAACAAUCGCCCGCAACCGAGUAGUGGCCAUCGCCUAAAUGCGAAUGAUUUUUACUUCGGGAAGAUGCUCGGCGAAGGUAGCUUUAGUUGUGUCUAUCUGGCCAAGGAGGUGCGAACGUCGAAGAAAUAUGCUAUAAAAGUUUGCGAGAAAAAGUUAAUCAUUCGCGAGAACAAACAGGAAUAUGUUAAACGAGAGCGCGAGGUAUUGAACCGGCUGACGGGAAAACCAGGCUUCCUAGGGCUGUACUGCACGUUUCAGGACCGCACCAAACUGUACUACGUGAUGACGUAUGCCUGCAAUGGAACGCUGCUAUCACUGCUGUCCCGACCAUCGUUCAACCUUGAUUGCGCCCGGUUCUAUGCCGCCGAAAUGUUGCUGGCACUCGAAACGAUGCACAACAUGCGCAUCCUGCACCGAGACAUCAAGCCAGAGAACAUUUUGCUCGAUCAGCACAUGCACGUGCUGAUAGCGGACUUUGGCUCGUCGAAACUCGACUAUCAGGAGGAGGAAGAGCUAAAAGAUGCCCCUCCCCCUUCGCCAAAAAUGUCCACCGCCCGAAAACACGCUCAGCAAGUGCUGGGGAAGGCGUACCGCGAAGACGAAGACGACGAUACGGACGACACGGAGGAUGUGCAUCCGGUGGCCCGCGGCAACAAACGGCGCAGCUUCGUCGGCACGGCCCAGUACGUGUCGCCCGAGAUCCUUACCGGCACCCCGUCAUCUCCCGCGUCCGACCUGUGGUCAUACGGGUGCACGAUCUAUCAGAUGGUGUGCGGAGUGCCACCGUUUCGGGCCGCCUCCGAGUACCUCAUCUUUCAAAAGAUCCUCAACCGCCAGGUGACGUACGGCGAGGGAUUCGAUCCGUGCGCGAAAGCGUUGAUUACGCGCCUGCUACAAAUCGAACAGUCCCAACGGCUAGGGGCACGUGAUAAUCCUCGCUACACCUCGAUACGGGAGCACCCGUUCUACAAGGGUAUCGAUUUCGAGACGCUACGCAGCAGUCCGGCCCCGAUAGCGCCCACGGAGGAAACAGUAUUAAACGGGGACGCCGGGGCCAACUACUUCCCGGAGGGCAUGAAGCCCGGGCUGGACGAUAGACAGAUAACGCGCCUGCUCGACUUUAAGCUCGCCGAUCUGGAGGUUUCGGACGAAGGGCGCACCGGCGACGGAGACAUCGAUGCGGGCGAGCUCUACCAGGGUGGCGUUACACGUAGCGUCACGGGCACGCGGUCCGGCUCGUCCUCGAUGAAGCUCGUCACCAAAUCGCUCACGGACGGGUCGACGUCGACGCCUUCGUUCGAUGGCAGCAAAAACGAUCCCGGCCCGCUGAGCGUAUGGGAACCGUUCACCGAUGGCGAAACGAUCCUCAAGUACGGCUACGUUAGCAAGCGCAAGGGAUUGUUCCCCCGACGACGCAUGUUCCUGCUCACCACCGGUCCCAGACUGAUCUACAUCGAUCCGGUGAACAUGGUCAAAAAGGGCGAAAUUCCCUGGACGGCGACGCUGUCCGUCGAGGCGAAAAACUUCAAAACGUUCUACGUGCACACGCCGAACCGUACCUACUAUCUUGAGGAUCCGGAAGGUUUUGCACUCAAGUGGUGCGAUAGCAUUAAUGAAGCUCACCGUAAGGCUUUCCUCAACAGUGUAAACGACACUGGUGGUGCCCCAAACGUAUGAAGCGUGCGUGCGUGUGUGUGAGUGUGCGUGUCCGUGUGUUCUUUUAUUUAAUAAUAUGUAAUAGUUGCAAGUUUUCCUUCGCCCGCCAGUACUGCGGCCAGCGGCACGGACCGUUAUUGGGAGAGUUAACUGCAUCGAUGUAAAUCUUAAUAAGUAGGAUAGGGGCGGAAAUUAAGGGAAUGUUGAAUUAAGCUAACGGAUGGAACAUAUAUUCAAUAGAAAACACGCAAUUAGAUCAACAAAAAAUUAUAAUAAUAAUACCAAUAUAAAUGCACAUUACUCGACCAUUUUUUUUUCUCGAGAUCAGCUU